Molecule: messenger RNA, 1005 nt
Organism: Lathyrus oleraceus (garden pea)
Lineage: Eukaryota; Viridiplantae; Streptophyta; Magnoliopsida; Fabales; Fabaceae
Exons: 2
Coding region: 1-1005 (334 amino acids)
Source: RefSeq, a predicted model, not a curated record
AUGAACAUGUUAGAUGGGGCUCCGUUCGUAAAUGAACUGAUUGAUCUAGAGAAAACUUUCGAUUUUGUUUAUUGGGGACACUGGUUGAAUUUAUUGCAACACAUAAAGUUUGGCUCUAAGUGGAUUAGAUGGAUUCAAAAUUGUAUUUGUAACAAUUCGGGCUCCAUUCUGAUCAAUGGUAGUCCUUCUAAAGAUUUUAUAACUGAGAGGAGGUUCCGUCAAGGGGAUUUGUUAUCUCCUUUCCUUUUCUUGAUUUCGGAAGAAGGUAUCGUCGGGCUGAUGAGAAAUGCCAGGUCAUUCUUAAGUUUCUCUCCUUUUUUAGUGGAUGCAGCUUUAGGUUAUGACUUGGUUCAAUAUGCGGAUGAUAUGAUCAUCAUGGGAAAGACUUGUUGGGAUAAUAUUUGGGCUAUUAAGCCGGUUUUCUGUGGUUUUGGAUUGGUAUCGGGUUUGCGUAUUAGUUUCAGCAAGAGUAAGAUAACUGGUUGUCAUGUGCACUACUUGGAGCCUAUCCUCUUGAAGCUUCGUAACAAAUUGGCUAUUUGGAAAGGGAAGAAGGUUUUGCUAGGCGUUAGAGUUACACUCAUAAAUGCGGUUCUGAACUCUCUCCAUGUGUUUUAUUUCCCGUUCUAUAAAGCCCCUAAAUGGGCUGUUAAAGAGAUUAUUGGUAUUCAACGUGAUUUUCUUUGGGGAGGUUUGGAAAAUGAGAAGAAGCAUAUCAAUUGGGUUUCUUGGUCUUCCAUCUGCAAACAUAAGCUUCAAGGCGGUCUUGGAAUUAAAUGUGAGCUUUUCAUUCUAGCUUUGCUUGGAAAAUGGGAUUGGAGGAUUAUGUCGGAUUCUAGCGCCUUAUGGCUCCCACUUAUGCGUUUCAAAUAUAGUGACAUUAGGGCGUUGGUUUUGGAUCAUUCUUUCCAGGUUAAGUGUACAAAGCAAUCUCUCUGGUGGCGUGACUUAAGGUUGGCAAUGGGUUAUAUGGAUGAGAACCUUGGCUGUUUAGGAGCAGUGUAA